AUGGAGACGCUGGAAUUCGAAUUUCGAUUAGGAUGGUCGUGCGCUGAUGGCACACGAUCAAAAGUUCAUCGAAAGCUGCUUCAAACUUCGCGCACGGACAAGACAAGACAGCUCGGCUUCGGCUUCGGCUUCGGCUUCGCGCCCGACUCGCGCAGAGCCUCAUGCCGUCACGAGCUCGACCAGCCAGGACCAGAGAAAUCUGCGGUUGACCACGCUAAAAGCGGAGUUGACCAACGUCCCUACAGUGUUGCCUCUGCGCAUACCUAA
Pseudocercospora fijiensis CIRAD86 is the source of this 267-nucleotide messenger RNA. RefSeq lists its product as uncharacterized. The transcript has 3 exons. The record is from RefSeq and is a predicted model, not a curated record. Lineage: Eukaryota; Fungi; Ascomycota; Dothideomycetes; Mycosphaerellales; Mycosphaerellaceae. The coding region runs from base 1 to 267 and encodes 88 amino acids.